Yamadazyma jaroonii is the source of this 1425-nucleotide messenger RNA. NCBI's taxonomy places the organism in Eukaryota, Fungi, Ascomycota, Pichiomycetes, Serinales, Debaryomycetaceae. The record is from the annotation of a GenBank genome assembly.
AUGUUGCAAAAAAUCCAUCAACAACAGAUAUCCGUUGAUGGCAUUGACAUUCAAGGGUUUAUUGAUGGAGAUGUCACCGUCCAUGAAGGUUUUAGUGUAGAAAAAAGUGAAUUAGGUGGUUUUGGGAUAUUUUUAACCGUUGACCAGAUAUUAAAGGAUAAGAUAGAUGAGACGCAAGAUCUAUUAAUUGCUAGAAUCCCUGCCAAAAUUACAUUCGAUUUACCUUUAUUGUUGAGCAAACAAGAGACAUUGAAACUAAGAAGUCCAAAAGAGUGGGAGAUUAUCAAACAGGUUCUUAGUAAUUGUGAAGGUGUCAAUGAGACUGAGAUUCUAAUAGAUUAUUUCUUUGCUUUCAUGAUAAUUAUCAAUAAUCAUCAGGAAAGUGGUAUCAAGGAUUUAGAGUUUUAUCUUGAGAUCUUAAGUCAAACAAAUGUUGACGUCUUAGAGAAUAGUGAUGAUUUCUUGAGUCAAGUAGAGUUGAAGAAGAAACAUCAAUUGGAGGCGAAGUAUACCGAAAUUAUCCAGAGUUUGAGCCCUUCUAAGGUCCAUGUUCCAUCAUUUGAGGAAUACUAUCACAUGAAUAAAGUCAUCAGAUCACGUGUGUUAGAGAUCCCUCAUAGUGUAGAAGAAAACGAUGAAGAUUAUACAGUUAACACAACUUUAGUACCAUUACUUGAUUUCGCUAAUCAUAGAUAUGAUAACAAUGCUUAUUUUGAUGUUGAUAAAGGAACUGGUGAUAUUCUUCUAAAAGUUAAAUCCGAUACGAUUUCAAUGGGGAAACAAGAGAUCUGUAUUCAAUAUUCUGAUACUAAAUCUGUACAACAUUUUGUUUCCACUUAUGGAUUCAUUCCUCAUAAUUCAGUACAAGUGUUCGAGAUUAAGGUUAAUAGUAAUGAUAUCAAUCAUUGUAUCAAUAAGAUUCAAGACACUGUGGAUGUUAAAUACGAUCUCAUCAUGAAAUGGUUAGAAAUAUCACCUAUAAUACAACUCAUCAAAAAUGGAGAUGAAAUAGGUGCUAAUGUGAAUUUUAAUCCUAUUCCAUUCUGGGUGAUUUUCAGUCAUAAAUUCGAAUAUGUUGGAUGGGAAGACAAAUUGAACUUGUCAUUAAUCAAUGACGAUGACUUACAUAUAGAUAAUGUUGAAGAUUUGAGAACAUUCAUUAAAUUCCAAGAGGAUAAAUGUGAUGUCAUUCAAGGAUUAGAAAAAGUAGCCAUAAUCCCCGAUACAAUUGAAGACUUUGAUGAAGAUGAAUGUAAACAGAAGUUCUUUUCAUUGAUCAAAAUGUUAAAUGAUCAUAAAUCCUUGCCCGACACGUCCUUAACAUCGCAAUAUCUCAACUAUAAGAGAAAUCUACUUGAAAAAGUUCUGUCGGAGAUUGACAUCGAACACGAUGGGUUUUACCGCCCGGCUACUAUUUAUGGAUAA